Molecule: messenger RNA, 1977 nt
Organism: Exophiala xenobiotica
Lineage: Eukaryota; Fungi; Ascomycota; Eurotiomycetes; Chaetothyriales; Herpotrichiellaceae
Exons: 1
Coding region: 1-1977 (658 amino acids)
Biological process (GO): mRNA cis splicing, via spliceosome; maturation of 5S rRNA
Cellular component (GO): U4/U6 x U5 tri-snRNP complex
Source: RefSeq, a predicted model, not a curated record
AUGGCGUCUGCAGAUAUUGAGCAGAUGAACAAGCUCAGGAAGAGCCUGGGCCUACCAUUACUCAGCGUAAGUGGACAACCUCCACCAACCUCUGAAGGACCAUCAUUCAAAGAACAUUCUCCAAGCGACGAUGGCGAUAGUGAUCCGGAACCUGCGUCUACGCUAGAGACCCGCGAGGCUGCUGGGUACGAGAAUUGGAACCAACUUCGAGAAGAAGAAAAGAGACGCAUCGAGCGAGAAAAGCGGAAGCAAGAGAUCCAGAAGAAAAGAGAUGCCGAAGCUAGAACCAGAAAACUCGAGGGCAAAGGUCUCGCAGACGUCGAUGAUGACAUCGAUGAUACCAAAGCCUGGUUGAAGGGCCAGAAGAAGCGACAGGCAAAGAUUGAGCGAGAACGUGCCGAACGUCUAGCACGAGAAUUGGCUGAGCGAGAAAAAGAAGCCGCCGUCGGAUAUUCUGCAAAAGAUCUUGCUGGCGUCCAAGUCGCCCACGAGAUUGGCGAUUUCGAUGAGGGCCUGGGCGAACAUGUUCUGACGCUGAAGGAUACCGAGAUUGGCAAAGACGACGGAAGCGAUGAGGACGAUAUUCUAGAAAGUGCGGAUAUCGUUGCAAGAGACAAAAUCAAGGACAAAAAUGAGCUCAAGAAGAAGAAAGCCUACGAUGUCAACGAUGACUCCGAGAAGGGGCUGCUCUCGCAAUAUGACGAGAAAAAGCGAAAGGCAUUCACGCUGGACGCGCGGGGUACUUUGGAGGAGCGUGAUGCCAAACGCCAACAGUUAGGAGAUGUGUUGAAGAAUACCGUCAGUCUCGAUAUAUUGAAGCCAGAGCCUGUGUCGGACUAUAUGGAGAUCAAGAUCAAAAAGCCGAAGAAGAGCAAGAAGUCCUCAAAACGACAGAAAAUGGUCGAGGAAGAUGAUGAUAUCUUACCUGUCCCAACCGAGACCAAUGGGGACGCCAUGGAUGUUGAUCUUGCUAAACCGGCUCCUAGGCCCCGGACGACGGAGGACAACUUCAAUGACGAUGAUGAUCUCGCAAAUGCCCUUGCUAGAAGUCGGGCAGCGGCGCUAAAGAAGCAGAAGCGCAAGCCUGAGGACAUCAUCAAGCAGCUCCAGGAAGAAGAGACGAACGAGCACGAGGCUGAAAGAGAGACUGAUGGAGGACUGGUGCUGGAUGACACUACUGUGUUCCUGGAUAAUUUGUCGUCCCGUCCAAAGGAUGAGCAACCGCAGCCGAGAGUGGUCAAGUCGGUCGAGAAGGAGGAAUCGCCAGAGUCCACAGGCGUCAAGGAGCAAGAUGGUGAUCACGCCAUGGGCGAGGCAUAUGCUGGGGUAGAGAACGAAGAAGAGCUCUUGGACAGACUACGGCGCGAACAGUCAACGCAUACUCCGGACAUCACCCACUCGGGUCUUGAUGAGGAGAAGACCCUUGACCAAGGUCUUGGAGCUGCUCUCAGCCUUCUUCGACAACGAGGACUCGUCAAGCAGACUGAUGCUCACGAUAAGAAUACCCUCUACAAAGAUCGCCAGAAGUUUAUCAUCGAUGCACGUCUGCGUGAGCACGAGAACGAGCAGAAGGCACGUAUGCAGCGUGAACGGGAUCGUCAAUCGGGCAAACUGACUAAUAUGUCAACCAAAGAGCGAGAGGAACAUGCUCGUUGGCAAAACACACAACGGGAGCACCACAGCUCGAUCCAGGCUGCAGCUGCGUUCAACCGUGAAUACAAGCCAGAUGUGCAGAUCAAGUACGUGGAUGAUGAUGGCAGGUUGAUGAACCAGAAGGAGGCUUUCAAGCACCUGAGUCAUCAGUUCCAUGGCAAGGGUAGCGGUAAGCUGAAAACUGAGAAGCAUUUGAAGAAGAUAGCCGAAGAGAAGAAACGCGAGGCUGCCAGUAUUUUGGACAGUAGUGAGGCGAAGGGCAUGCACAAUGCUCAGGGGGCAUUGGGCAAGAAGAACAAGCAAGCUGGUGUGCGGUUGGCUUGA